This is a messenger RNA of Paramecium pentaurelia, 853 nucleotides long. NCBI's taxonomy places the organism in Eukaryota, Ciliophora, Oligohymenophorea, Peniculida, Parameciidae. The record is from the annotation of a GenBank genome assembly.
AGUAUGCGUAUGAGUUAUAUAAGAGUAGAUUAAAUACUUAAUCAACUUUAAAGUUUAGCGGAGAAAUGAUGUCCGUUUAAAGUUAUUUAUAUGAAUAAGCUCAUUUAAAGGAAGAGGCCUCAAAAAAAGAGUUUAUAAGAUAAAUCAGGAAUGUCAUUGACAAUCUUGAAAAGAGUAAGAGCUUUAAGUAAUUAAAUUAAUAACUCUCAAAAUUGAUAGUUGGAUUAGGGACAUGCAUAAAUUAAUAGGAAGUAUCAAAUUAGAUAAUAUAAUUAAUUUAAAUGAUUAGAGAUAUUGUUAAUAAUCAUUAAAAUACUAAAUAGAUUCAUUAUAAUAAGGAUAAGGCAAUAUUGAUUUAAAAAAUUCAUGAAUUAGAAUUAAAAGCAAAAGAAAAUUAAUAUUAAUAAGGUAUUAUAAUAAUCUAUUAUGUUUAGAAUUAUAAAUAUAAAAUAUAGAAGCAUAAGAAAGGAUAAAAAAUUAUGAAAUAUAAUUAGAACAAAUAAAAUAAUCAAAAGAAUAAUAUCAAAAAAUUUAACCAUAAAAAUAAUAAAUGAAUAAUUAUGAAAAAUUACAAUUAAAAAAUCAAAUAUAAUAAAUGUAAUAAAAAAUUGAGACACUUUCAGAGAAAGAAAAAAAAUUAAUUUAAUUAGUAAAAGCAGUAAAAUCAAGAGGAAUUGAUAUUGAACUUAUCUACAAAAAUAUUAAUUAGAUUUCAAGUAGAAAUAGUAUAAUUACAAAUUAAAAGAAUGAAGAUUAAUUUCUAGAUAGUUCAUAUUCUGAUUUUGCAGAUAUUUCUUAAUUUGAUAUUGGUUAAAGUAGUAUUAAAAGAAACUAAAAAUUUUUAUUAGAUUGA